This is a messenger RNA of Colletotrichum karsti, 1371 nucleotides long. Its product is annotated as cellulosome enzyme. The record is from RefSeq and is a predicted model, not a curated record. The transcript has 3 exons. Gene Ontology annotation, molecular function: hydrolase activity, hydrolyzing O-glycosyl compounds. Bases 1 to 1371 code for a protein of 456 amino acids. NCBI's taxonomy places the organism in Eukaryota, Fungi, Ascomycota, Sordariomycetes, Glomerellales, Glomerellaceae.
AUGGGCGUUUUGAGCACGCUCAUCUGCGUCGCGGGCUUCGGCGCCUUGGUGCACGCGCAGAUUACAGUCGACACCAGCUCCCAGCUCCAGAAGAUUGACGGCUUCGGGUUCUCUCAGGCCUUCGGUCGUGCCAGGGAAUUCCAGAACACGGACGCAACCCUUCAGAAGGAGGCACUUGACUUGCUGUUCAGCACCACCAAGGGUGCCGGCUUCAGCAUCAUCCGCAAUCGCAUUGGCUCCGGCGGUAGUGGCGAUAGCAUUCUUCCCACCAGCCCCGGAUCGCCUUCGGGAAAGCCAGCGUACACUUGGGACAACGACGACCGGGGUCAAGUAUGGUUCAGCAAACAGGCCGUCAAUUAUGGCGUGAACCAGAUCUACGCCGAUGCCUGGAGUGCGCCGGGGUUCAUGAAGACGAGCGGCAACGAAGCAACUGCUGGAUAUCUUUGCGGCACCACUGGCCACACCUGCUCCUCGGGUGACUGGAGACAAGCCUACGCCGACUUCCUUGUCCAAUACGUCAAGUACUACCAGCAAACCGGGAUCAACAUAACCCACAUUGGAUUCCUGAACGAGCCCGACUUCUCGCCCAGCUACUCCCAGAUGCAGAUCAGUACCAACGCCCAAGAAGCCAUCUCCUUCAUCCCAACCCUCUAUAAGACACUCCAGUCUUCCAACCUCAAGACCAAAAUCACCUGCUGCGACGCCAUCGGCUGGUCCUCGGCCGUCAAACACACCAACGCUCUCGUCACCGGCGGGAUGGAGCAAUACCUCGGCCUCGUCACCUCACACACCUACUCCAGCGAUGCCACCACGCCCAUGAACACCAAGCUUUCGUCGUGGGUCACCGAGUCCGGCAACACCGACGCGUUCGACACCACUUGGUACAAGAGCGGCGGCAAGUCGGAGGGCAUGACCUGGGCCAACAAGAUUGCCGUCGGCAUCGUCAACGCCAAGCUGUCCGCCUACCUGUACUGGGAGGGCUUCGAGUUGCAGGAGCUGCAGUCCAACAGUCACCUGGUCGACACCGUCGACGGAAAGACGGCCACCCCUUCGGCGAACUUCUGGGCCUUUGCCAUGUGGUCGCGGUACAUCCGCCCCGGCGCCCAGCGCCUCGCGACUUCUGGACAAGUCACUGACGUCCUCACCGCUGCUGUUCGGAACACCGAUGGAUCCAUGGUCCUGGUGCUUACCAACAACGGCAACGCCGCCAAUUCCGCUUCCGUGUCCUUCAAGGGUUUUAACCCCAAGACGGCGUCUGCGUAUGUCACCGACAAUAGCCACAAGUUCAGUACUACGCAGUCUACGCUUUCUGGCUCUUCUGUCUCUGUGUCUGUCCCUAGCAAGGGCGUUGUUACUGUCAAGCUGACCUAG